CCUGGGAAUUGAUGUCUUGAAUUGAAUCUUAAAGGUGCCAAGAUUGAGAGACUCCGGACUAGAGGAUAUGUCAGAUUUCUUGCAUUAUUAUUCUUAGAGGCAGACUUGUUGAUUCAGAAUGCAGAUAGAUAGCAAGAAACUUGCCAGUUGCAAUGCUUAGGAAUGGAACCAAAAGAAAACUUGAGCCUCAAAAAGAACCCUUUUAGAAAGAGUCAGAAUUUGUAGGUUCAUCUCCUUCCGAUACCAAAGGAUAUUUAAUCACAUACAAAUAUAUCCACCAGGAUAUUUGACCUCUGAUCUCUUAUGGAUGAGCUGCCUUAGUCUUGGUGGUGUAUGAAAUUCUUCCACGAUGACUAGAGCUACCUGCCAGGCUGGAACUGAUUUCACCUUUGACGUCCAUAUGGGUGUGCCACUGGAUACUAUUUUAAGCUUCACAUGCCAACAGUUCUGCUGCAGAAGUAAUUGUGGAUAGCAGAUCGUAACAACAGCUACACAGAGACAAUAGAAAUGGAUUCCAAAACUUCAGGACCGGCGCCUGGCUGCCCAGCACUUGAAGAUAUUCCUUCUGGACUGGCCAUUUUUAAAACGAUACCAUAUGCCUUAAUCUUGCCAGAGCUGAUCUUUGGCUGCUGGGUUUGGAUCCUUGUAGCAGCUACCACGGUGUAUUUCCCUUUGCUGCAAGGAUGGGUCAUGUACGUCUCGGUCAGCUCCUUUGUCAUCUCCUUUCUGCUCCUCCUGAGUUACUUGUUUGGUGUCCAUAAAAACUUUGAAUCCUGGAGAAUUCUGGACAGUCUUUACCAUGGAGCCACAGGCAUUUUUUACCUGAGCGCUGCUGUGUUGCAGGCAAAUGCAACAAUCCGUUCAGAGACGGAAGUGCCAGCAGACGUUAUCCCUCUCUAUUAUCAGCUCAAUGUUGCAGCCACGUUGUUUGCCUUCAUCACCACACUGCUGUAUAUUUUGCAUGCCUUCAGCAACUACUACCACUGAAAUGACAUGAGCUGGAGUCUGUAUACUCGAACAAACAGUUAACAUUUAAGAAGAUAAUUCAGUUGCAACUGAAUUCACCCAUCAGCUGGCACAAUCUCAUUUUAGGUGAAGCAAACACAUGUUUGUUAAAACCCGUAUUGUAGCAUAUUGCUGAGUUCUGUAUGUAAAAGUACUCAAUUUACUGUAAUCUGAUCCUUGAGUUCUCAUGCCUGUAAUUAUCCCAAAUAAUUAUUCCCCCCCCCAUAUCAAACCCUCCAUAAAUAUUGUACAUAAAAUAGGGGGGAUUUUUGAACUUUCUGUCUUCAGUGAACUAUCUUCACGUUUCCUCUUCUGUGAAGGAAUUCUUGUUGGUUUGCUAUAGUAUCUUGCACAUGGCAGAAGAUUCUGGGUUCAUAUUCUGAGGUGCCCGAUUCCCGAUUCACACAAACCCUAAAUGAAAUAGUGUAUAGCAGUGUUUCUCAACAUUGGCAGCUUGGAGAUAUGUGGGCUUCAACUGGCUGAGGAUUUCUGGAAGUUGAAGUCCACAUAAUCUUCAAGUUGCCAAGAAUGAGAAAUGCUGGUUUAUCGGAUAUAUUAUAAUGCUACACAACUCAGUGUAUGCCUUUAUGUCAUCCAAUCUCUUGUAGUUGAAAGCCACAGGAAAGGUUGUGUAGUGGUUGGCAAUUUGGGAAGUGUGUCUGUUUUCUAAUCAAUAAAGCUUCCAGAGAAUUUCGGAUUCCUCUACAACACUGCUUGAAAACUAUUUCCCAUUUGGAUGCAACAAAUUAUUUAUUAAGGCUACGGCAAAUAAUCUGUUGCCUCCAAAUGGCCUGGGGAAUAAUUAUCAAGAUGUCUGGGAAGAGAAAUUCACACGCAUUAUGGUAGCUGUAAUAUAAAUGAUUUUUAUCUCAUUAACUUUAUGUGUGAUUUCUAUCUAAAGUAAGCACGAAGCUAAAGUGGCAACAUAAUACAAAAUACCAUCUGUUUAUCUAUUGGGGUGCACAUUCACACACAAAAAGCAAGAUUACUCCUGUGAACUGAAGCAGAUUCAUCUUGUCCUGAUGUUAACUAAAUCUGAAAAUGCUGUGCAAACAGCAUUCCUUUCGGUAAUGUUCAUAUAUGUAAAAGUAUUCUGCUUUUUGUUAUUACAAUAUAUAGAACGUUUGUUUUGAUGUAAAAACAUGAAGUAAUUUAUUGGUAAACUUGUGUUUUUUAGUUCUGUUUUAUACUGAUGUUUCAGUUAACUUAUCUUUUGCCAAUGAAUAUAACUGACUUGCCUCCUUUGCCAAA
This is a messenger RNA of Pantherophis guttatus, 2256 nucleotides long. It is a transcript of the gene MALL, whose product is annotated as mal, T cell differentiation protein like. Gene Ontology annotation, biological process: myelination. NCBI's taxonomy places the organism in Eukaryota, Metazoa, Chordata, Lepidosauria, Squamata, Colubridae. Gene Ontology annotation, molecular function: structural constituent of myelin sheath. Gene Ontology annotation, cellular component: membrane. The record is from RefSeq and is a predicted model, not a curated record.